Pseudomassariella vexata is the source of this 2142-nucleotide messenger RNA. RefSeq lists its product as uncharacterized. The record is from RefSeq and is a predicted model, not a curated record. Bases 1 to 2142 code for a protein of 713 amino acids. Gene Ontology annotation, biological process: regulation of DNA-templated transcription. Gene Ontology annotation, molecular function: RNA polymerase II cis-regulatory region sequence-specific DNA binding; DNA-binding transcription factor activity, RNA polymerase II-specific. The transcript is spliced from 2 exons. Lineage: Eukaryota; Fungi; Ascomycota; Sordariomycetes; Amphisphaeriales; Pseudomassariaceae.
AUGGAUCAACAAGCUGCACAAGCAGCCCAUGCGGCUCGUGGCCGGUCGCCAUCUACCGGCCAUCAGCCUCACCAUAUAAGAAAUAGUCAUUCGCCCUCCCCAUCCUACCAGUCCCCGGAAUCAAGCAACGUUGGCUUAGGUCUUAACCUCGACAGCACAGCAACAAACAUCCCGCACUUCACCCCCAGUGAUUUCAGCAACUUCAAUAAUAACAACAACAAUCAGUUCCUUAACACGUCCCAGCCACAGGUCUAUCCCAACCAGGGCAUAGCCGAAGCCACUUCUUUCGACUCGAACCCGGAUUUCACCCAGCCCUACAACCCUCAGAGCCAAGCCGACUUCUCCCAGAACCUGCUGGCUCCCGCAUACAACGGCAGUGGCGACUUCUCCCUGUUCCCGCCCACAACCCAAGGCGACCAGUUCAAUACCACUCCCCUCUUCGGUGACCUCUCGCAGGCGACCGCGCCCGCCAGCAUGACUUCUCCACAGAUACACCAUUCCCCUACUCCACCGCAUCACUUGAAGCCAGACCCGCAACCUGGCUCCGCACACCAGUCGCCGUCCUUCAACCAGCAUCAGUUCUCCUCGCCGCCAGGGCGACACUCGAGGAACGCCUCGUUGGGUCCUGAGGCGGCGCUCAUGGCUGGGCACGGGGACUGGACACAGGCGCAUUUUCAGGGGCAUCGCAGAACACCGUCAGAAUAUUCCGACAUGUCGUCGGCUGCGCCCUCGCCACACUUGGUUGGCCAGGAAUUUGACGGGGCGCAUUCCGACCAUGGGAACUCGCCGAUGCAGCGACCCCAGGAUGGCUUCUAUGACAAUGUGAACGCCGGCUUCAACAACUUCAGCAUCUCAGACCCACAGAUGGCGCGUAGCAGCCGAAGCCCGUCGCAUAGCCCGGCCAUAUCACCCCGCAUCGUGCCCCAGCAGAUGCCCGAGAUGGGCCAACCCACACAAAACUACUCGCUCGGUGGGCAGAUCCAAGGAUAUGUCAGCGCGCCAAGCAUUAGUUACCCUGUGACGAGCGCAGAAGCGUUCCCGAAUCUGCCGCCUGACGGCGGCAUGAUGGCGCCUCCCUCUAUCAAUAUCGACUUCGCGCCUAACUCGCGCCAGAACACGUUUGAGUCGCAAAAGGUUUCAUUGGAUCAGUCGUCCCUGACGCCGCCUGACAGAGGCCGUCAACGAAGUCGACCGCGUGCGUCCACCGAUCCGUACAACAGCGGCGGGGCCGGUAUAUCCAGACCUAACACACCGGGGAGCUUGUCGCCACAUCUCGGGGCCGAUUUGGCUAACCGACCUGGAUCUGAAUCUUCUCGAUCACUGUCCCCCGGAGACCGGUCAGGCAGCGCCAACGCAGCCUCGAGGCGACGGCAAUCCAUGUCGGCCGUGCCAAAUAACGUCAUCGCGUUGAGGCUGGCGGAUCCCGAGUACCAGGCGGCGCAAGAUAACGGCAAUACCAAGAGGGUUCAAAAGCAUCCUGCCACCUUCCAAUGCACGCUUUGUCCCAAGAGGUUCACUCGAGCGUACAAUCUGCGCUCCCAUCUGCGCACUCACACGGAUGAGCGCCCUUUUGUUUGCACGGUAUGUGGAAAGGCGUUUGCUAGACAGCACGAUAGGAAACGCCACGAAGGACUGCACUCUGGGGAGAAGAAGUUUGUCUGCAAAGGUGAUUUGAAGGCUGUUGGCCAAUGGGGCUGUGGCAGACGCUUUGCUCGAGCCGAUGCGCUUGGACGACACUUCCGAUCUGAAGCGGGCCGGAUUUGCAUCAAGCCAUUAUUGGACGAGGAGAUGCUUGAGAGGCAACGUCUUUGGAACGAACAGCGGAUGGCGCAAAACAUGGCGGCUCAGCAACAAGUUAUGGGCAUGGAUCCCAAUGUAUACCCGCCUAUGGAUGCCAGCGGCUUCGCUCUGCCAGCUUCUUUGCUAGCUCAAUACCCUGCGCUAGCUCAAAUGAACUGGCAGGCUCAGGAUAUGGGCAAUGUUGAAGAUGAGCUCAGCGGUCGGUCGAGUUAUGAUGCCUCUGAUUAUGAAGAAGGCGAGGAAACGGGCUACGUCAGUGGUCCUGGUACCGGUUUUGGCGAAGGAGGGAUGCAACAAAAUUUCGGAGAGAUCGGAUACACCAGUGACUAUGGCGGUCGCUAA